AAACAUGCUUGGGUCGUGCCCAGUCUCAUGAGUAGCGGCCUUGUGUUGGGGACGUUGCUGGCUAUCACUCACCACCUCUUUUAUGCUUCGCUGGACCAAAGACCUGUUGCCUACCAGGCACAACAGGAGUGGUACUUUCGCAUCGGGAUCGGACUUGCUUUUCUCGUUAAAGCUUUCUUCACCGCUUCUGCAGUCCUUGCGUACAACCAGCUGGUGUGGUACACACUGCGAUCCGAACCCGUUACGCUAGCGGGAGUUGACGCCAUGUUCGGUGUUAUUUCAAACCUCUUUGAUUUCACUGAUAAAGAACUGUGGCGACGCGGCCGAGGCUUGGUGGCCAUAGCCAUUAUAGUCUGGACGAUGCCCUUGAUCACUGUCUUUUCGCCCUCUGCUCUUAGGGUCCAGACUUCGACGCAUUUCAACGAGACUUGGACCAAGAUGGCUCUUCCCGUGCUCGAGUAUCAAACGGUGCAGAAGUUUGCCCAGUGGCAAGCUGGCGGAUCCAGUGCCUAUUCCUCGCCGUCCAGCCGCAUAUCCAGAUUACUGUCCGCCACUGCGGCCCAAGGGGCGAUUCUGAAUAUUGCGUCUCCCUUCCCCAACUGCUCCUAUACCGUCGAGUUCUACGGACCAUCUCUCUCAUGCGGGUCUCCCUCGGCGGGUAUCUCAUUCGAGACCAAGGUAGAUAGUCUAAUAGCUGGCUCAAGCUCUAGCACGAGUCUUCAAUCCGGAAUUGGAUAUGUUGGUUUUGUACCGCAACGUGCAAACACCACACUCACCACAAGCUUAGAAGACGAUGCUUUGGCAGGCCUUGACCGAACUCUCGAAACCCCUCAUGCUACCGACAUUGACACCAUUGACAGAAGUCAGGCACACGAUUAUGCUAAGCUUUACGUGGUCGCGCCCGAUUGGGACGGCUUAGCAGGAAACACGAUUGAGUGCGGCCUUUACAAUUCAUCCUACACGGUCGAUCUGGACUACCGAAACGGCCAGCAGAAUAUUUCUGUUAAAAGCCUAGAGAGAGUCAAUGGAGUCACCGCCGAGCCUGCGUUCGAAGAUUGUGGCGGAGGUGCGUGCUCAGUGUCCGUAGUAGCGUACAUAUCCAUGAUGGACGCCAUGGGGAGACUACUCCUUGGGCACUUGAAGGUCUCUGACGUUGGCUCGCUGAUCCCGACGAGGACCCAGAUUUCUACGACGGUUCUCAUGCAGACGGCUGAAAUGCAGAGGCUUCACAGGCGGACAAUUGUUGCCGGCAACAAGUUCACGCCCGAACCACUGUCGAUAGCCAACAUUACCAUGACGGACGCUUUGGAGCAACUCUUCCUCAACUUCACACUGAGUCUUUUCAGCGACUCAUAUCUUCUUCAAAACCAAAGCAGUGCUUCGGAAGGUAUGGUAUUGGUCCGGGCUCCCCAAAAUGUCUACGCGUACGAUUCACGCAACCUAUUCAUAGCGUAUGGAGUUGGUAUCUGUGUAGACCUCGUAGUUGUGGUUGUGGGACUGCUCUGUGUCUGGACAUCAUCAGGCUCGUACAUGAGCGCGUUUAGCACCAUACUCCGCACAACACGAAAUCCAUCCCUCGAUACAGUUAUUCAGCACGACGAUGGAAGCGGCACGUGGCCGAUGUCAACAAGACUCGCCAAGUUGAAGGUCAUACUCCAAGAAUCCCCUUCCAGAACGGAGCUCGGGAAACACACCAUGUUCAGACUCGUCAAUGAUUGGUGCGAUCUGGAGCAAGACGCAUCAUCUGAAUCUCCGGAGCUUCCCAGGCCCUCUCUGGAUUCUCUCCUUAUUCGACCAGUCGCAGGAGGUGAGCAAAAGCAAGCAAAUGUGCGUGUUAUUAUUACCCCCCCAACACCGGAACCCCAGGAGGACGUCAUUAUGGAAACGUCUUAA
Messenger RNA from Clonostachys solani, 1893 nucleotides. Lineage: Eukaryota; Fungi; Ascomycota; Sordariomycetes; Hypocreales; Bionectriaceae. The record is from the annotation of a GenBank genome assembly.